AGAGUGAAAGAAAGACACGCAGAAACAUGGAAUCUAACACGGAGAAAACAUUCGCGGACUUUUCUGGAUCCUGGAAAAUGAAAAGCUCCGAAAACUUCGAGGAGCUUUUGAAAGCGCUCGGUGUAAAUGUCUUUCUUAGGAAGAUUGCAGUUGCAGCAGCUUCCAAACCAGCAGUUGAGAUCUCACAGCAGGGGGAGAGCCUGUCUGUUCAGACCUCCACCAGCGUUCGGACCACUCAUGUGUCCUUCACGGUGGGCGAGUCCUUCAAUGAGACUACGGUGGAUGGACGACCAUGCACAAGUUUUCCGAAAUGGGAAACGGACUGUAAAAUCUCUUGCGAGCAGACGCUACAGAAGGGGGAGGGGCCUGAGACAUCAUGGACACGAGAACUGACCAAUGAUGGCCAGAUGAUUCUCACUAUGAGAGCCGGAGAUGUUGUCUGCACUCGGGUGUAUGAACGAGAUUGAAGGAUCUGAGUCCACUCCAUCUCAACUCAACUGUCAUUUUGUGGAGGAAGAAAAAAAUGCUAGUUUAUUACUGCACAAAUUCCCUGUCCUUUCACCCUUUUGUUUGACAUAUUAGGUUUGUAAGUCAGAGAAAGAAAGGUGUUUGAAGGAUCAGACAUUGUGGUAAGACUGUACAAUAACAGUACAUGAAUAAUGAUGUACUAAUAUGUAAACCAAACAUUGCUCUAUUAUGAACUAAUGGUGAGUUUAUGCAUAUGCUAAUCAUAAACUAAAUUUGACUACAACAUGAGUCAUUUGUUAGUUCAUUUUAAAUGUAUUAUUUAACUCCUUAGUUUAAGCUAAAUGUAAGCUACAUUUAGCUAAAAUUGAAGUGUUGAUUAAUACAUUCAUUUACAAACAUGAACUAACAAUUAAUUAUAACCUAGGCUCAUUUUGAUUAUGUACCUUGAUAUACAUUUUUGGAGAGCACCAAAUACAUCCCAGGAGCUAAAUUUUUUGCAGUUUUUGUUUUCGCGACUCCACCAGAGGCCGAUGUGUACACUUUUUGAGAUCUCAAAUUUCUCUUGCGAGGGCCAUUCGUGCCUGCUGUUCUCAAGAAAAUCCCCCAGAGGCCGCUGUCGACUGACUGACUAACCAAUCCCCCUAUCCACUGUCAGGAUUCUGCCACUCUGGUCUUGUUAAUCCUUGUUUUAGUGGCAGAAUCCAGACACUAGUCCUGUCAUGUCUUGUGUUGUGUUGUGCUCGACUUGAGUUUUCACGGGUCGAGCACAGCUUUUGCAAUUGUGUUUGUCUCUGUAUGAGCGCCAUUUGUGAGCACGCUUUGACCGUGCGCGUUCCCCCUUGAUGCGGGCGCGUGAGGUCCGGACGUGUUUGCAAUUGCGCGCUCUUGCCCGGGUGUUCGUUCUGCAGCGUAGUGUUUCAUUCCUAGCGUCUCAGUCUAGUUGGUUUCGGUCGGCGCUGAGAUGAAACAUGCAAGCUGUGUGUGUGAGUGCACGGUGAGUGUUUUCAUUCAUCGUGUACUCGUGUCUCGCGUUCAGUCUUUUGCUGGUGUUGUGUUUAGAACGUGGUUCAUGUUUACUUGAAUGAGUUCUCUCAUUGGCUGUGUGUUCUAGUCUCGUUUUAUGUGAGCGGAUGGCUUGUGUUGUCUCUUUGUGUCAUGUGCUCUCCCGUCUAUUGUCUAGUCCUACCCUCCUUGUUGACCCAUUAUUAGUUUAUUAGAUUCACCUGUUUGUGUUAAUUUAUUUUUGCUUAUAUUCUCCUCAUGUCUGCUGUCCUGUGCCAGUUCGUCGUCGAUUAUUUCCCUGUCCUGUUGUGUCCAGCCCUGCCUUUUCCUGCCUGCCCAGUCAAGUUUGUUUUUUGCCUUUUAAUUAAUGUUUUCCCCCUCUGGUUAGUUUGUUUUGCCUCUUCUUGUUUUAUUCUUAUUUUACAAUAAAGGAUUUUGUCUGCAAUUGGGUCCUCGCUCCUUUUCCCCAACCUCCGACCGUGACACCCACCCCCUUCCAUAAACGAUAGUGUUUUCAAAAGCACCGAUUGACCCACAUCCCUAAGCCCAACCGACAUUGUUUUCAAAAGCAACCCAGAAGCCCUAGCCCUCACCGCAGCUUGAUUUUUACCACAUUUUCAGAUUUUACCACAUUCUCACCCAGUUAUUUACUUGUUUGUUCACCAAAUUCGAACCCUAUCAUUACGGUCAACUUCGCUCUGCUUCUCAAAUCCUCCGACGUACAUGGCGAGCCCCUGGAAAGCCGUCCACAUGGAGGUAAGCAGUCAGCUGAAUAGCACAAAAAGGAAUGACAUCAUACCGCCCUGUAGCAUUCGUUUUGAAAACGAAAUGCAGACAUACGCUCCUUUGAUCUCGUGAUUUCCAGAAAUGUAUAUAGGGCUAUGUUUUCAGAAUGAGCCUAAGGUAGCUGUUAUUCAUUCAUGAACUCAAAAGUUAGUUCAUAAUUAGCGCAUGUCUUAAUUCAUUAUUAGUUCUAAAUGAAGUAAUGUUUAUUACAUAUUAGUAUAUAAUUAUUCAUGUACUGUUAUUGUACAGUGUUUCCCCAGUCGUACUUGUUUAAAGAUGGAAGAAUUUUGACGCAUUAUCUGAAAAUUGUAUUUAUUGUUAUUGUUUGUGCCUUUAAUGUUGCAGUUUCAUGUAUAUACCACAAUGUGGCUUAUCGAUCAGAAAUGUUUUUGGCAAUAAAACUUUACACAU
Messenger RNA from Danio rerio (zebrafish), 2667 nucleotides. The record is from RefSeq. Lineage: Eukaryota; Metazoa; Chordata; Actinopteri; Cypriniformes; Danionidae.